This is a messenger RNA of Letharia columbiana, 252 nucleotides long. RefSeq lists its product as uncharacterized. The coding region runs from base 1 to 252 and encodes 83 amino acids. The transcript has a single exon. The record is from RefSeq and is a predicted model, not a curated record. NCBI's taxonomy places the organism in Eukaryota, Fungi, Ascomycota, Lecanoromycetes, Lecanorales, Parmeliaceae.
AUGUAUUGCGUUCAAAAGUUCUUGCUUGACAACCACAUCUCUCCCUACUCGCGCGACCCCGAUCAGCCAAUCCAAAAAGCCUCAUCGCAUCUCGCAUCCCCUACACUUGAAUCCCAACCAUUACACAAUUCUAUCCUGGCCAGUCCUCCUACGGAUCCCAUCUUUCGAAGCCUGGAGACAAGACGCGGAGGCAGCCAACGGAGCAAGUCCCGCGAACCACUUCUUACCUAUCCACGAGCGGAUGGAUCGUAG